UAAUUCUAAUGAAAUGAAGGUUCCUACCAUAUAUUUCUGCAAGUCAGAGCUAAAACCAGGUACUAUACAAUGGGAUUCCACAAAAUCUAAAGUUUUUCAAGCUUUGCAAGAGUAUGGUUGUUUUGAAGCAAUAUAUGAUAAGCUUAGAAAUGAAACUUUAGAAGCCAUGUUUGGUAGAUCAAGAGAAAUCUUUGAAUUUCCAUGGGAGAUCAAAAUGAAAAACUUGUCAAAGAAAUUACCCUUCAAUGGCUACAUAGGGAAGCUACCAACAUUACCAUUCUAUGAGAGUGUAUGCAUUGAUGACUUGCUUCAACCUGAAAGUGUUGAAACUUUUGCUAAUAUCUUCUGGCCUGAGGGAAAUCCUGAGUUUUGCAAUGUAGUAAAGUCCUACUCAAAGCCACUUGUGGAAUUGGAUGAGAUGGUGAAAAGGAUGGUUUUGGAGAGUCUAGGACUACAAAAUUACAUUGAUCAAUUCUUGGAUCUCACCUCUUUCCUAUUGCGAUUAACCAAAUACAAUGCAGAUCAAGUUGAAGAAAUUGGGAAUAAAACUGGACUUGGUGACCAUACUGAUGGUAACUUCUUGACCAUAAUAUCACAAAAUCAAGUAAAUGGAUUGCAAAUUCUCAAGACAAAUGGAGAAUGGAUUGAUGUUGAUAUUUCAUCGAAUUCUUUCAUUGUUUUGGCCGGAGAUUCCUUCAUGGCAUGGACAAAUGGUCGAUUGCAUUCUCCUCUCCAUAGGGUAACGAUGGCCGGAGAAUAUGAUAGGUUCUCCAUUCAAUUAUUUGCAGAUCCAAAAACAGAUUGCACCAUAAAGGCCCCAAAAGAACUCGUGGAUAAAGAACACCCUUUACUCUUCAAGCCAUAUGACAUACUUGGUUAUUUUGAGUUUUUUGGUACAGAAGCUAGACGGGAAGCUGGCCCCAAUGCUCUCAAGGCUUAUUGUGGUGUAUGAAUUAUUGUACUUCUUAAAGUUUCAACUUGGCGACUGUCGAGGGCCUAUCUGAAACAACCUCUCUAUCUUUGCGGUACUGGGGUAAAGUCUGUAUAUAUACACUCUACUUUUUUCAGAUCCAACUUUGUGGGACUACAUGGGGUAUUGUUAUUGUUGUUGUUGUAAUGCUUCACCUUCUUCAUAUUACUAACCCUCUUUUGCUUGUACUUGCUCCGUUUCAUAUUAUUGGUCUCUGUUGAUCCUGACACGAUACAUCUCUUAAUUAGAAAAUUUUAAUUAAAGGUGUAUUUCAGCAAUUUAAUCUU
Solanum stenotomum is the source of this 1257-nucleotide messenger RNA. Its product is annotated as probable 2-oxoglutarate-dependent dioxygenase AOP1. The record is from RefSeq and is a predicted model, not a curated record. The transcript is spliced from 3 exons. Lineage: Eukaryota; Viridiplantae; Streptophyta; Magnoliopsida; Solanales; Solanaceae. Bases 14 to 952 code for a protein of 312 amino acids. Gene Ontology annotation, molecular function: dioxygenase activity.